AUGUCUAUCGCCGGCGGCUGGAGGCUUUUGCACUCUUCUCUGGUGGUGAUUUUGGUCAUUUCUGUUUUACAGAUUUGGGUCUGCUGCGACUGCAAAGCAGGCGCAAUACGGGUUUUCCCAGGACACACAAAUGUGUUAUCAAAGAUGGAGGCAGAGAGCAGCAACACGAUGCAGAGCAAGAGCAACAGAAGCAGAGAGGCCCUGUUCCAUAAGUACUUCGGUGGCAGUGUCAGAGCUUCUAACUUCAACAAAACAGAGCAAGGGUAUGAAGACAGCAAACGAAGAGUGCCCAGUUGCCCAGAUCAACUCCACAACUAG
Prunus armeniaca (apricot) is the source of this 318-nucleotide messenger RNA. The record is from the annotation of a GenBank genome assembly. NCBI's taxonomy places the organism in Eukaryota, Viridiplantae, Streptophyta, Magnoliopsida, Rosales, Rosaceae.